AUGGGGUCCGGCGGCUACCGCGGCGCGGCGGGGGCUCGGGCGCUGCCGCUGCUGCUACUGCUGCUGCUACUGCUGCUGCCCGCGCCGGCCGGCCCCGUCGCGGUGCCCCUGCCCGAUGUGGAUGAAUGUGCCCUGGGGCUUGAUGACUGCCACCCAGAUGCUAUCUGUCAAAACACCCCGAAGCUGUACAAGUGCAUGUGCAAAGUGGGUUACACUGGUGAAGGGAAGAAGUGUGAAGACAUUGAUGAAUGUGACAACGACUUCAAUGGUGGUUGUGUCCACGAGUGUUUCAACAUUCCAGGAAAUUACCGCUGUACUUGCUACGAUGGCUUUAUGUUGGCUCAUGAUGGCCACAACUGCUUGGAUACAGAUGAGUGCAUGUUCAACAACGGUGGUUGCCAGCACGUUUGUGUCAACACUGUGGGCAGCUAUGAAUGUCGCUGUAAGGAAGGGUUCUUUCUCAGCGAUAACCAGCAUACAUGCAUCCACCGCUCGGAAGAAGGCAUGAGCUGCAUGAAUAAAGAUCAUGGUUGUGCCCACAUCUGCAGAGAAACACCCAAAGGAGGAGUUGCCUGUGAAUGCCGACCAGGAUUUGAACUGUCCAAGAAUCAGAGGAGCUGCAUUUUAACAUGUAAUCAUGGAAAUGGUGGCUGUCAACAUACCUGUGAUGAUGCUGAUAAUGGACCUGUUUGUGGAUGCCACCCCAAGUACAUCAUGCAUGCGGAUGGGAAAACCUGCCUGGAGAGGGAAGAGGCUGCUGCUGAAAUUUCUGAGGGAAACACUACAGCAGGAGCUGAUGUGGACAAGAGGGUGAAGCGCCGAUUGCUCAUGGAAACAUGUGCAGUGAACAACGGUGGCUGCGACCGUACAUGUAAAGAUACCUCAACUGGAGUGCACUGCAGCUGCCCUGUUGGAUUCACGCUCCAGUUUGAUGGGAAGACAUGUAAAGAUAUCGACGAAUGCCAGUCCAAUAAUGGAGGCUGUGAUCAUUUCUGUAAAAACACUGUUGGCAGUUUUGAUUGCAGCUGCAGAAAGGGAUUCAAAUUAUUAACAGAUGAGAAAUCAUGUCAAGACAUUGAUGAAUGCUCUUUUGAACGGACGUGCGACCACACGUGCAUCAAUCAUCCAGGCACCUUUGAGUGUACUUGUAACAAAGGAUAUGCUCUUUAUGGCUUCACACAUUGUGGAGACAUUAACGAAUGCAGUGUCAACAAUGGUGGUUGCCAACAGCUAUGUGUGAACACACAGGGAGGCUCUGAAUGCCUGUGUCACUCGAACUACAAAUUACACUGGAAUAAAAAGGAUUGUGUUGAGACAAAGGGUCCAUUGCCUGCUAAUAUCUCACCUAAGGUAUUGCUGCACUGCAAUAAGAGUGGUGGGAGUGAUAGAUGCUUCCUAAGCUGCUCUUCAGAUGUCCAGGUAUUUUCUGGAGCACAAGAUGCCUACACUCUCACCUGUGGCAGGUCAUCUCAGCUUAAGAAAAGGCAGCAAAAUACAAAUGCAUCCAGCUGGCUAGAUACUUCAGCCAUCAAGAUAAGCGUAACCUUUAAGUUAAAUGAAGGAAAAUGUAGUUUGAAAAAGACUGAGAUGUUUCAAGAAGGUCUGGAACAGGUGACACCAGAGACACGUAACUCAGUAAUGGAGAGCUUUCAGUAUGUAAACCUAACCUGCAGCACUGGCAAGAAAGGUCACGGAGCCCUCAGUAGACUGACAGCAACUAGAGAAACUUUUAUCACUGCGGACUUUGAGCUUGAAACAAGCCGAAAGGAGGUGACAGACACGUGUGAUGUGCGCUGUGCGCGGAAGAAGACGGAGAAGAGGUUCCGUAAAACCAUCCGAACCCUGCGGAAAACAGUCAGCAGGGACCAGUUCCGCAUCCGCCUCUCUGCUGUGGACCAUGAAGUGGCCAGAAAGUCUCUCAAGCUGUCAGAGACACAGCAGUCUUGUGGUGUAGGACAGAUGCAUGUGGGUAACAGAUGUGAUCAGUGCUCACCAGGUGAAUAUUCUCCUGACGGCUUCAAACCCUGUCUGCCAUGUCCCCUGGGAACAUACCAGCCUGAGGCUGGCAGAGUGUCUUGCUUUCCCUGCGGAGGAGGUCUAACAACGAGACAGAGUGGUGCGUCCUCGUUUCAGGACUGUGAGACCAAAGUUCAGUGUUCACCUGGCCACUUCUAUAACACCACCACUCAUCGGUGCAUUCGCUGCACAGUUGGGACAUACCAGCCCGAGUUUGGACAAAGUUAUUGCAUUUCAUGCCCUGGAAACACAACUACUGAUUUUGAUGGGUCAACAAAUAUAACACAGUGCAAAAAUAGGCAGUGUGGAGGUGAACUUGGUGACUAUACUGGAUACAUCGAAUCACCAAACUACCCUGGGGACUAUCCUGCCAACACCGAGUGCACCUGGAAUAUCAACCCACCGCCAAAACGCCGCAUUCUGAUUGUGGUUCCAGAAAUAUUUCUGCCAAUAGAAGAUGAGUGUGGAGACUACCUGGUGAUGAGAAAAAGCUCUUCUUCCAACUCGGUGACCACCUAUGAAACCUGCCAGACCUACGAACGCCCUAUAGCUUUCACUUCCAGGUCUAAGAAGUUGUGGAUCCAGUUCAAGUCGAAUGAAGGGAACAGUGCCAAAGGAUUCCAAGUUCCCUAUGUGACAUACGAUGAGGAUUACCAAGAACUAAUUGAAGACAUUGUCCGAGAUGGAAGACUUUAUGCAUCUGAAAAUCAUCAGGAAAUACUCAAGGACAAGAAGCUGAUAAAAGCAUUGUUUGAUGUGCUGGCACAUCCACAGAACUACUUCAAGUACACAGCCCAAGAGUCAAGAGAGAUGUUCCCAAGGUCCUUCAUCCGGCUGCUGCGCUCUAAAGUUUCCAGAUUUCUGAGGCCUUACAAAUAGUUGGCACUGAACUUAAAACACUAACCAGCCCUGGGCAUGCACAAAGGGGUUGUGGUAGGUGGGGCUGCUUUCUGUGUUUUACACACUGGCAAAGAACCUUCAGGGAAGCUUGCCAGCUCCAUUCUCGGCAGAGUUUGGCUUUCUCAGCUCACAUAAACAGAAGUUUGAUACCUUUCCAGAUAACCUUUUGGGUACCAAGGAUACUUCAUGAGUCUCUGGAUUAGAGACUGCCCAUGAUUUCUGUAACCUAAUGGUGCCAUGCAGAAGGAGCCCUGCCCUGUUGCUUCAUCAGUAACUCUAAAAGCUAACAUGGACAGACAGGCUAAGUAGUGUGGCUUGGGGUGAACUCCAGGCUGCCACUAAUGCAUGUUACAUCAACAUGGGUUCGUGUUUGGUCUUGCUGAAAGUGAGGACAAGAUUGACAUCUCUCUUCACUUUUGCUAUGCAAAAAACUCAGAGCUAGGAUUGAAACAGUUUUACUCCAAACCAGUGAGUCAAAGAAUUGCACAAGGUGUAAUUUUUCUCUGAACUAUAUGUUGUAUGAGGCAUAUGGAGGAAUAAGUAAAGGCUUGAAUAUUAGCUCUCAAUCUCUGGAUCUGAUUCACACUCUCUUUGUGCUAAUGAACUCUUGGUUUAGAUGGAGUGACACCAGAAUACAAGCAGGGCACUGCAGUAAAGGAAAACACUCUGAUCUCAUGAGCACUUCUGUUGUGGCUGGCUGCAAGUGUUACAAUGGAACAGAUUCUUUGCUGAAUCCCAGUGCUUUUCCUCUGCACAGGCCAUGAGAUAUUGUCUCCUCCAAGUAGUAUCAAAUUCUGUCCUUUGAGCACCUGCAUUUUUAAAUGCAGGCUUUGCAUAGAUUAUGCCCCUGUACAUGGCUGUUUAAACCUGUAUAAGGUUCCAAUCCUUAUAUUCCUUAUCUUGUCUGAGCACCUUGCAAUGGCCUUAUUUAACAGAGAAGGGCUUCUUUCCUUGUCUUGCUGGAGAGAAGCAGAUGUACAAAGACUCUGAAGGAGACCAUGGCUGCAGAAGUUAUCUUUAGCAAAAUGCUGUUUGAGAUUCCCAAUCUCUGUUGUUUUCCUGAGGUUGGGUUUCUUAUGACAGAAUGGUUUUCUGAAAGGGCCUCUAGGGAGAACUUACUGCUCAAAAUGUUUUCUUGGUGCUUUUCUGUCCAUAUUACUGUCCUCUGGCUGAGCAAGCUGUUUCCUUCUGGGCCUUCUGUCUUGACAGGAGACAGUCCUGCUUCUUUGGAGAUGGACUUAGGACCUCUGUCUUUCAUUCACUGCAGUGCCAAGUGGUGCAGCAGGUGCCAAACUUCCUCUGUGUGCCACUUAGGAAAGGUACUGAAAUUUCAUGGCAUAGCCAGGGCAAAUGCUCCCUUCCCUAGGGUAUGGAGUAGAACCUCCUUGGGUUUAACUGCACUAGGAUAUGGUAUUUUACUGUUGUGUGUGAGUAAUACCACAUCCACAGUGUGGCAGAUGAAACUCUUAUCAAAAGCUACAGUCUGAAUAUCUAUUAGGAAUAAAAAAAAUACUACUAGAUGCAGCCUUGCUGAGCUGUUGUGCCAUGGCAGCCCUGUUCUCUUGCAUGUGAGGCAGUGCAGUCUGUCGUGUGGGAAGGACACACCUUGGUUGUGGUGUGAUGGGAAGAUGCCUUAGACCAUGGCUGGGAGCAGAGCCUCUCAGGAUGGGGGCAAUGAGGGGCUGUGUUCCUCUUGCCAGCACUCUGAAAGAACUGCCAUGGUCUGGGUGGAGGAAGGAAAUGACUUUGUGUUGCUGCCAGGAGGCAGAACUGUGUCCUAGCUGGCUGCACUGGGGCUCCUGCUCUAGCUCAAGAGCUGCUCAUUGGUUUUUGUGACAGAGUGGUUCCAUUGCAGGAACAAGACUGCCUGGUCUGCAACAAAGGGGAGAAAACAGUCUUGGAAGGGAAAAAUGAGGGAGGUGGUGAAUUAGCAGAACAAAGGGGAAAGAAUCCAGGUCUUGUGCAUUCCUGGAUGUGUGCUUCAGCCCAAACAAGGUCCCUGCUCUGCUACCUUAGUGGAGAGGGAGGACAGGAGUUACCUGGAAGAAGGUGUGAGGCCGUGUGAUUGGUGAGAGGAAUGGUUAAGGGAUGCCAAAACAAGAGGAAAGGUUGGUAAGAAAUACUUGGUAAGUUUGUGGUGAAGUGUACUGUUGUGGUGAGAUCCCAGGAAGGUAUUUCGAAGUGGUUUCCCUUUGGCUGCACAGCCCCUACCUCCUUACUGUGAGAGGCUUCCCACGCCAGAUGCGGUGGGUCAGUGAGCCGCAGUGACCUACCAACCAUCUCCAUGUGUCAGUGGAAUGCUUUGAAAUGGCUGAGAUGCUGCCACUCUGCUCUAAGUGGCUGGGUGGAUUAGAGGCCUGCUGGUGAGGCACCGGGAGGAGAAGGCCACGGUGUGCCAGCUUCUGCGCCAAGCCCAGCAGAGUGGCUUUGCUGUGGUCUGUGUGUUCCCCUUCCAAGGGAAGUAAGCCAGUUCUCGCUGUAUUCCCUCCCAGGAAGGCCACAGAUCUUCAUGUUUGCGUUGCUGAGUGACACAAAUCAGAGUGAUUGCUUUCGACAGAGGUUCAAAAAACAAAAGUUGUGGAACAUCCAAAUAUUUGCAUUUGAUGAAACUGGGUUUUUGUGCUGUGUGCAUGAAUUGCUGACUUGAACUCUGGGAUCGUUGCCCUGCACCUCAUCUUUUGGGCACCGUUCCAGCUCUGCACAGCUGCUCUGGGACCAGCGUCUUGCCUUUAGUCUGCUCAGUAGGUCUCAGCUCUGCUCCGCUGAUGCCCUGGUGGGCACAGGCCAUUUUCACUGUUCUGUGGAAGGAGAGCAGUGUACCAGUGUGGUGUAUGGUCCCAGGCUGAGGAGGAGAAGCUGCCCUCUCUUGAAGAAGAAUCGUUUUUGCUUCACAGCCCUGCUCAUUUGCUACAUAAAAAGUAAAUUACUCCAAAGCACUUCUAUUGGCCUUGACUAACGGUAUGAAUAGAAGUCCCCCUUUUCUUGUAGACCCUGUGUGUGCAGUAGAAAUGGAGAGGGAAAAUUUGCAUUCUGAAAUACUGGGAGGAGUGAUGACUGCUGCAGAAUGUCAUGACCCUUGGCACUGCUACCUUCAUCGCGACGGUAGUGGCUCCGUAGAAAUCCUAAUUUCUACUUUCUUUGUGGUUAUAGACUGAUGUUACUUUUUUGCCUACAAAUGAUUCAAAAAUGUUUUAACUUUAAUAAAACAGGAUUUGACUUUGGAAAUAAUAAUAACAAUUAGCAUUAACUGGAUGACUGGUGUCAGCUACAUGAGAUAAACCUAAGGUUCUGUUUCAUGAUUGUUUACUAGUGUAAAAUGUUUCAGACUGUUGUUCUUGGUAAGAGAAAUAAACCAGUGAACUUUUAGUUGCAUGAAAA
Molecule: messenger RNA, 6294 nt
Organism: Pogoniulus pusillus (Red-fronted tinkerbird)
Lineage: Eukaryota; Metazoa; Chordata; Aves; Piciformes; Lybiidae
Gene: SCUBE2
Product: signal peptide, CUB domain and EGF like domain containing 2
Exons: 22
Coding region: 1-2895 (964 amino acids)
Biological process (GO): signal transduction
Cellular component (GO): cell surface
Molecular function (GO): calcium ion binding
Source: RefSeq, a predicted model, not a curated record